AUGUACGCGCUGAGACAUAUCCUCGGCUUCUUUCUGGGAGCGGCGAUCACGGCGGCCUUUGUGGUGCUAUUGCUGCCGCCUUCUCCUUCUCCUUCUCCUUCACCGUGCUCGUGCGGUGGCACGCCGCCGGCAGAUCACAAGCUGGCGUCCUCGGACCAAGCUGCUCUCAAUAAGCUCGAUACGGGGGUGAACAAUGCUGCACGGGAACGGGAAGAGGACGACGACGACGACGAGAAGCUGGCGGAGCUGCUGCGGAGCGCGGCCAUGGACGACAACACCAUCAUAAUGACCUUCACGAACGAGGCGUGGACGGCGCCGGGGUCGCUGCUGGACGUGUUCCUGGAGAGCUUCCGCAUCGGCGUCAGGACGGAGCCGCUGCUGAAGCACCUGGUGAUCGUGGCGGUGGACGGCAAGGCGUUCGAGGGGUGCCAGCGCGUGCACCCGCUCUGCUACCGCCUGGCGGCCCCGGCGGCGGCGGCGGACUCCGCGGCGGAGAAGCCGUACAACACCCCGGGCUACCUGGACAUGAUGUGGGUGCGGAACAAGUUCCAGGCGCGGGUGCUGGCGCUGGGGUUCGGCUUCGUGUUCACCGACGUGGACAUUGUGUGGUUCCGGAACCCGCUGCUGCGCAUCCCGGUGGGCGCCGACAUCGCACUCAACUGCGACUGGUUCUACGGCGACAACCCCUACGACCUCAACAAGACGGCCAACGGUGGGUUCCUCCACGCCAAGCCGCGGGCGCGGACGCUGGCCUUCUUCGCGGACUGGUACGCGGCGCGGACCCGGUACCCGGGGGAGCACGACCAGUUCGUGUUCGACCAGGUGAAGCACGAGCUGGCGGCGCGGCACGGCGUGACGGUGCAGUUCAUCGACACCGAGUACCUCAGCGGGCGGUGCGAGCCCCGCAUGGACUUCCGCAAGCUGUGCACGUUCCACGCCAACUGCAUCAUCGGGCUGCAGUACAAGCUCGAGUAUCUCACCGGCGUGCUCGAUGAGUGGAAGCGGUUCAAGGCCCAGGAGGAGCUGCUCGGCACCAACAGCACCACGCUCACUUACUGA
This is a messenger RNA of Triticum turgidum subsp. durum (durum wheat), 1059 nucleotides long. NCBI's taxonomy places the organism in Eukaryota, Viridiplantae, Streptophyta, Magnoliopsida, Poales, Poaceae. The record is from the annotation of a GenBank genome assembly.